Molecule: messenger RNA, 2246 nt
Organism: Osmerus eperlanus (European smelt)
Lineage: Eukaryota; Metazoa; Chordata; Actinopteri; Osmeriformes; Osmeridae
Gene: sgcb
Product: sarcoglycan, beta (dystrophin-associated glycoprotein)
Exons: 7
Coding region: 129-1064 (311 amino acids)
Biological process (GO): muscle organ development
Cellular component (GO): sarcolemma; sarcoglycan complex
Source: RefSeq, a predicted model, not a curated record
AUAGUGUCUAUAUUACGCGCCCACUACAACGCGUACACGGUGGUUUAUUAUAUGGGCUCACUCACACCGGUCCCCUCCUCCGUUAUUUCUGACGCCCGCGCUGUCAAACGCGCUGAGGGAGGGACAACAUGGCGUCGGAGCAGGAGAGUUCAAACGGGCCGGUGAAGAAGACAAUGAGAGAGAAGGCCAUCGAGCGACGCACCACCAACAAGGAACACAACAGCAACUUCAAGGCGGGCUACGUUCCCAUUGAGGAGGAGCGGCUGCACAAGACGGGGCUGCGAGGUCGAAAGGGCAACAUGGCCGUCUGCAUCAUAAUCCUCCUCUUCCUCCUGGCGCUCAUCAACCUCAUUAUCACGCUGGUGAUCUGGACGGUGAUCCGCAUCGGGCCGAACGGGUGUGACAGCAUGGAGUUCCACGGCAGCGGGCUGCUGAGGUUCAAGCAGAAGGCUGACAUGGGCGUGGUGUUGCCGCUUCACCGGAGCACCGUGGGGGGGCGCAAGGACCAGGACCUGCUCAUCACCGGCAACAACAACCCGGUGGUCUUUCAGCAGGGCUCCACCAAGCUGAGUGUGGAGAAGGAGAAGACCUCCAUCAGCAGUGACGUGGGCAUCUCCUUCACCGACCCCCGCACCCAGAACACCUACUUUAGCACUGACUUCGACAACCAUGAGUUCCACCUGCCCAAAGGGGUCAAGGUGCUCAGUGUGAAGAAGGCCUCAACAGAGAGGAUCACCAGCAACGCGUCGUCAGACCUGACCAUCAGAGGUGACGGCCGGGCCAUUAUCAGAGGUAACGAGGGCGUCUACAUCAUGGGCAAGACUGUGGAGUUCAGGAUGGGAGGAGACAUCGAGCUCAGAGCUGAGAACAGCAUCACUCUGAACGGCUCGGUCAUGGUGAGUCCGUCUCGCAUGCCCGAGGUGGCGGGGAACGGGUACUUUGACGAGGCGCUGGAGAGGUACAAGCUGUGCAUGUGUGCCGACGGCACACUGUUUCGCGUGCGUGUCAAGUACCCCAACAUGGGCUGCCAGACCUCUGACAACCCCUGUGGGACCGCCCACUGACCCCCCCCCCCCCCCUGGACAGGAUAUCCUGUCCCGUCAGCCAAUCACAAGGCUGGGUUGCCCGGAUGCAGUUUUACCACAGCCACAUGUAACCCCCUCCCCCUCUGAUGGUGCCAUCUUUGUUUGUCUGGCUGACUAUGUUGCUUGUUUAUGUACAUGGUUGUGUUUGUGUCGUUUGCUUGGCCAAAGAUAUUUGUUUCUGAGUUGUUGUGUUUACCCAAGCGCAAAGAGAGGAUACUUAAAUCAAAUUUUAAUGUGUUAAAUGAGUGCUUAAUGCAUUUUUUUUAUGUUCUUCGGAAUUGGAAGUGUACAAAAAUAUAUAGAUUUUGUGCAUUCAAAUUCUUGUUGACAACUUUCAUAUAUGUACAUAUGUUUGUGCUUAUACUUUGUAAGUUCACUUUAAGUAUAAUAUCUUUUCGCUUGGGGCCUCAUUCUGUGUGGACAGCAGAAACAGGACCUUGGUACUGGACAGUGUUGCUCAAUUUAAUUUGAGAUUUGAUUAAUUUAGCAAACGCUUUUAUCCAAAGCAACACACCAGAGUCGAGGAACGGUCUGUAUUAACCAGGCACGAUGCAAAGUAACUUUGUAAGCUACCAGUAAUGAACAUACCUUGUCGGUCUGUCUGGUUUCAUGACACACCUGGUCGCUGCUCUGUUUGCCUGGUCUGCAGGGGUUAGCUGGCUGGUGUGUGAGAGGGCAUCAGGUAGCUGAGGAAUUCUUUAUUUAUUGAUCACGGUUUGUUACUGAAACGCACUUACAGUUAUGAGUUUGAAAUGUUUGCGUUUGAAAUGUGCUGGUCUUUUACCAUGUUAUAGAAAAUAUUGUUACAUCUUCAUUGAUAUCGUUAUUAACAGAUAUCGUUUGGUAGGUGUUGAAACUGCCCAGUAUUCGCCUCCUCCUUAAAACCAGUAAUACUGAAAGGUAUUCAGUGCAAUAUAAAUAUGAAACGGUGUGGCAGAAGCUUGAUCUUCAAGGACUUUUUUUGUUUUAAAACACUUUGAAAUGUUUCUGAGGUUGUGUUUAGGACAAUGUGCAGGUAGUUCUAUGCUACAGUAACUGGAUACUUGGAUGUUGGAAUUCAUUUUCUUAUAAAAUCACAACCACAACCUUUUGGAAACUUUAAUUUCCCAUGUUUGUUUUAAUAAAGGAAUACAGUAAGCUGUUUGAAUAACAGUGCUCUGA